Messenger RNA from Prunus persica (peach), 1899 nucleotides. RefSeq names its product zinc finger CCCH domain-containing protein 48. The transcript has 6 exons. The coding region runs from base 235 to 1584 and encodes 449 amino acids. NCBI's taxonomy places the organism in Eukaryota, Viridiplantae, Streptophyta, Magnoliopsida, Rosales, Rosaceae. The record is from RefSeq and is a predicted model, not a curated record. Gene Ontology annotation, molecular function: protein binding; metal ion binding.
GCCAACUAUAUAUAUACACAUAGAAGAUCAGCUUCAGGCCAGAGUGAUCAAAGUUUCGCUUACAAUUAGGGUUUCAAUCGCAACGAAAGCAAAAGGCAUUUUCUUUCUUUCUCCGUGAUCGUUUUCUUUCUCUUUGAUCGUUCGUCCAUUGGAUUUUCUGUGCUUCGAAAUCAGUCUAGACGAUAAUCGAAUAGCUUCAAAGCUCAAAGCUCUCGCCCAAUCGAAUCGAUCAGUAUGGCCACUAAGGUAGUGAGGAGGCACACCAAUAGACCAGAAAGAUCAGUGUAUGCUCGACCUGCAGGAGGACCUUCAAAAACUGUUUGCGCCUUUUGGGCUGCUGGAAGGUGCACAAGGGAAUUCUGUCGUUUCCUGCACUCGGAUGCACCGCCUUCAUCCAUGAACCCUCAAAUUUCAAAGAAGUCGUCUCUUGUUUGGACGAAGGAAGGAACUGCCACCGGAAAGGGCAAUGCAUGCAAUGCUCCUCAGAAAAGCAAUGCUCCUCAGAAAAGCAAUGCUCCUCAGAAAAUCAAUGCUCCUCACGAAAGCAAUGCUCCUCAGAAAAGCAAUGCUGCCCAGAAAAGCAAUCCUACUGUGAAAAAUGUUUGCAAGUUCUGGGUAGAUGGAAAUUGUGUGAAAGGUGAUCGAUGCCUGUAUUUGCAUAACUGGUUCCGUGGUGAGGGGUUCUCCAUGUUGGCAAAGCUCCAAGGGCACACGAAGGCUGUCACUGGUAUUGCCCUUCCUGAACGAACUAACAAGCUUUAUUCAACCAGUAAAGAUGGAACAGCCAGAGUUUGGGACUGCCAUACUGGUGAAUGUGGCAGUGUGAUUGAUCUUGGUGGUGAAGCAGGCUCUUUAAUUAGCGAAGGCCCAUGGGUUUUUGCCGGUGUACCAAAUCUUGUUAAGGUUUGGAAUACUGAGACAAAUUCUGAAUUCAACCUGGAUGGACCUGUUGGCCAAGUGCAUGCUAUGGUGGUUGGUAAUGAAAUGCUUUUCGCCGGGACACAGAAUGGUGAUAUAUGUGUGUGGAAAGGUAGCACUGAAACUAAUCCGCCAUUUUAUCCUGCUGCAAGUCUGAAGGGCCACACUGGUGCUGUGGUAUGUUUAACUGUUGGGCGCAACAGGCUUUACUCGGGUUCUGUGGACCAUACAAUUAAGGUGUGGGACCUUUAUAAUUUGCAGGGUGUUCUGACACUAAAUGGGCAUUCUGGUGCGGUGAUGUCUCUUCUUUGCUGGGAUCAGUUCUUGCUCUCAUGCUCACUGGAUGACACGAUAAAGGUGUGGGCUGCCACUGAAGGAGGCGGUUUGGAAGUGACCUACACUCACAACGAAGAGCAGGGUGUUCUUGAUCUUGCCGGAAUGACAGAUGCAGAAAGCAAGCCAAUCUUGCUUUCUUCUUGCAAUGAUAAUUCUGUCCGCAUAUAUGAACUGCCAUCAUUCACUGAAAGAGGCAGAUUAUUUGCAAAACAAGAAGUUCGGACGGUCGAGGUAGGACCUGGAGGACUAUUCUUCAGUGGGGAUGCAACUGGUCUCUUUUCUGUUUGGAAGUGGAUGGAUGCUCCCGCCGUCAAAGUGGAGUCUUCAUGAGUUACUUUACUCCAUCUAGUUCCGUGAAUAUUUUAGACAAGAACAUUUCCUUCGGUUUGCGUGAGCCAUUGCUAUGGUGGCUGUGAAGGCAUCAAUGAACAAUUGUAGCAAUCCUGUAUCCAAAUUUUUGACAGCCAGUCAGUUAUUCAGAUUAGUUUUGUUCAUUUAUGUAGGGAUCAAUUAUUAAUACAUUAUCUCUAGGAUGCUUGUUCGUACACUGUAAUGUACAGUGAAAUUUUUCAUUCAGAAAAAAGAUUCAUUAUUGAGAAUUUAAAUUCAUGAUAAAUGCAAAAUUCUUUGGAUUUGAACUGUCUU